Messenger RNA from Phytomonas sp. EM1, 5334 nucleotides. NCBI's taxonomy places the organism in Eukaryota, Euglenozoa, Kinetoplastea, Trypanosomatida, Trypanosomatidae. The record is from the annotation of a GenBank genome assembly.
AUGGCCGAGAGAAGCCAGGCGUCCCACGAGCACGGUGUGAUUGCCGUUAAUCUGAGACUCAUGAACAAGAACAGCGAGAUUACAAAACAAAAGUCUUUAUCAGAGCUGAUUCGUCAUGUCAAAGAAGCACCAAGCAGUGUUCUUACGCACUUUGCCAUGGGAAUAGCUGAGACUGUCAUUCGGCAUGCCCAAAGCGGCAAUCCCACUAUUCGGGCCUCAGUCUUUAUGCUUCUGAAGGCGCUGAUGGAGCGGGGGAAGGAGGUGAGGCUCGCCAUCGUCUCGAGUCUACCCGCACUCUCACCAGUUUGGAUAAUGUCAAUGAGCGAAAUGGAGUUUGCUGUGCGUAUGGAAGCCCAGGCGGCCUUUGAGUCGACCUUUAGUGCGGAAAAACGGCAUUCAAUGAUGUUUCGGUAUAAAGAUGAUAUUCUCUCCGGGAUACUUGAGGUAAUAACUGAUAUCGUCGACAAGGACGGAACGCCGCUGCUCGACGACAGCCUUGAUCGGCGCUCUAAUUUACUGUUCUCCGCUCUUUCCGGCAUGGGCUUCAUGGUGAAGCAAGUCAGUGCAUCUCAGGUUACGGUGAUGUCGUUUGUGCUCGAGAAUCCGGAGUUCGCGCGUCUUUUGCCAUGCCGACCACCUAAAAAGGGUUACAUUCUUGCCAAAACGCCCCUUGUGCGCUCCUCGGUGCUUUCGUUGUUGCGUGAUGUCGUGACGGUGUGCCCAUGCACGAACAAACUACAUAAGCUUGUUUCACAGGCCAUGCACGGUUCGAUCCUAGAGAAGGAUGCAACUAUUGCUUCCCGUGUUUGGGAGCUCCUACUGUUUUGGUGCCGUAUCAAUGUUAACGAGGUACUCAAUAAUAUCUCUCCAAAAUUUUUGGAUGACAUCAUUGACAGUUUCAUGUCUUGCGACCAGCAGGACCUGGCGGAGGUUAUCUUUCCUUCUCUGCUCCCACUGUUGAUCCAGCUCACCACCGAAAGGCGCUGUGAUGAGGUGCUGGACGAGUUCGUUGCGGCGCUGCUGGAGAAGAUGCGCCAGCUAAAGGACACCCCUAAUGUGAGCGCGCACGAACUCGAGCUGGUCUUUUCCGCCUUGACAGAGUGCUGGGGGCUUUACUGUGUUCGGAAAAAAGGCGAUACGACGUGUGAAGAUGCCACUGAGCUCUUUGGCUCCAUAAUGAAAUGCCUUACGGACAUCCUAACCAACGAUUCGAAGCGCAUACGCUACUUGAAAGUGGUGGCUCCAUGCCUAGGCUUGAGUCUGCUGAAGAUUUCACAUAACGAGCGCAUCUUCAAAGCAUGCAUGACAAUAUUGUGUGACAUACCUUCCUCUGACUCCUCCAAUCAUCAGGAUCUAACGCUACCCGCUGGUGUGAGUGAGAUUCCUCUCAACAGCAAUUGGCAUUUACGCUCCGCUGUUUUAGAGUCGAUGUACGCUAAAACAGUACACGAUGCGAGAUACACCGUACAGCAGAAGGUGAUGAGUGGCUAUUUAAACUCGACCAUCCCGCAGAUGCUGCUGCUUCGGGGCCAUACCGCGGGGCUUCCUGAACUGCUCUUGGAGGUCACCAAGAACGGCUAUAAGCCCUCGCACGAAGUCGCCGAGGGUGUGAUUCACUACUUAAGUAACUUAAUGAAGACGUUAGAUGAGCAGGCGGAUCGCAUUAGGAAUGGCCUCACCACGACGGUGUCGUACGAAGAAAUGACCGAGCACUGCCGAAGUUUGAUGGAGACCGCACUCCUUUGGGGAAUUCCAGCGAUCACAGACUUACUUUUGGAGGAAUGCAAGUCUGUUCACCUGGAGGUGGUGCAGCAAACCAUCAUGGAUUACCAUCUCAAGGAUCCCGUCAAGGCUUUUGAUCUGCUUAUUGUAGCCUGCAAGACAAACUCGUUUGACGAUAUAGAGAACUGCAUCUCCCGAUUGAACGUGCCGGACACGGGGCUGACGCCCGAGCAGCGCCCAGCGCUUCUUGAGGCGGUCGUUGCUGCACUUGAGGGCAUGCUGCGACUGGUAGAAGGUUUGGGAGAAGAACUCGACUCGGAGGAUGACAGCAGCAGCAACUCCGAUGCUGAGCGAACCAAGGGACCUCGAUUCUCAGCAAAGCAAGAGAAUGAGUAUGAAAAUUCAAGUGUGUACUCAAGCGACUCCAGAACAUGUGAGGAAAGCUCAGACGAUGAUAAUGAUGCCUCACCAAACGGAUCGCCUGUCGAUGCGGGUUCAAACACUAUGUUGCCUUCUGAGGAAGGGGAUACUGCCGAUGAGAGCGACUUGGAUGCACAAAACAAAGCGAGCGAGGUCCUUUAUGUAGUUUCUCAUUGGUGCGAACAGCUAUCCAUCGGUGGCGACAUUGGUUCACACAAGAUGGAAAAAAACAUUGGCACCCUCCUUUUCCUCUCCGCGGACGUCUUCACGAAGCGUAUUUCUGAGCUGCUCUAUCGCCUAGUAGCUGCCGUCGCCCCGAGGUUGUAUCCGGAGGAUUAUAUCUCAAUCAAAGCUCUUCGCGUCGUCUUGCAAAAUCAGCAGAAAAUGAAUGACAACAAUGGUGUGGUCGACAAGCUUACGGACGCACUUGAGGAAAAGGUGCACUUCCUUCGAGUGAACGAUUUCAACCUCCUCGUAGCGCACGUAGCGGCCUUGCUGGAUGACCUGGGGGUUCCUCAAACAGACCGCGAUGAUUUCGCGUGGAAGUUUCUAAUCGCCACUCUGAAGUUCGAGGAGCCAGCGUGCUACUAUGCGGUUCAUCAACUUCAGUUUUUGGUACCUUUUGCCUCUGAGGCACUUCUCCAGCGCCUGGUUCAGCUCCCAGAGUUAUGGGAACUGUUUAGCGUCUCGCGGCAGUGCAGUGGGGAUAAAAAUUUGGAAGGAAGUUUUCGCUCCCUUUUUGGUGGGUACUUUUCACUUUCGGAGUUGGAUCUCUCACUCACAGCUGUCGUUCGCACUGCGCAAUUACUACGGCUGUUGGAUUACAGUAACUGCGUAGGUGUAUGGAAUGAAAGCGCCUCUUCUACUGAAAUGCAGAUUCGAACGAAAAUAUGCUAUCGUUUGAUUGUGGCUGCCAGUUUGACGGAGACCUUUUCGUCAGGUAUUCGAUCUAUUCUCUUUUCUCGAUUGCUGCCCAAGGUCCUUGGGUGUAUUAAACCCCUCGCCGACUUGCUUAUUGAUUCCUCCCUCUCAACUCCUAUCAGGGAGAAGGCGGGUGAAUCUAGGGAUCCUUUUGUGUGCACGUUGGCUGCGGCACUCCGAGAUAUGGCAAAGAAUACGGCUGAUAGCACGCACCUUGGCUUUAUUCUCCAGGCACGCCGUGUGAUGAGUGCAGUCACGGAGCGCAUCAUCAAGAAGCUUUUUACCAAGGAUGGUGCGCGGGGAAUCGAACACGAUUGUUGCGUGUUUUACACUACCUUCUACGCCAUCAUGGACCAGACCGCGAAUCUGGUUGAGGACAACAUUUUCGCUCAGGUGCCCAAAGACCUCGAGGCGCUCUUCAUGGAGGCGAGCUGCAUGCUGCCGAGCUGGGAUCUCGAUACGUCGAAGCUUUCUCUGGUCGUUCAUCGGCAUCUCGCCACGAUGCCCGUUGUCUCCGCGAGCACGGUGAAAAGCAUCCUAGACUACGCGCAGCGGCAGAACCCGCUUCACUGCCUGGAGUUACUGGCGGAGCUCUCCUGCACUCGCAUCUUGGAUCUGAACAUCUUUGGCGACCUCGUGCGCGUCAUCACGCACUCCCUCUGCCGCUGCUACACCCUCCGCCAUCUCCCGAGCAACGGGCGGUUGCCGGUGGAAUCUCCCGAGCGCCCCUCCGCGCCGCUGCCUUUUCAUCUCCUGCAGCGAAUCGCGGUGGCGGCGGUCCUCGCGCGGCGCGGCGUCAUCCUCCACAGCUACAUGGAGGACGUGCUGCGGAGCACAGUGAACUUGGUCAUCUUCGACGCCGUCUGCGAGGCGGUCUCGCGACUUCAGACGACGAGUGGGGUGGAAAUCCCACUCCUCGCGAAGCUCAUCGCCUUCACCUCGGAGUUUAUGAGUACGCUGCUGCAUAACGAUGCGUCCGUGCUGCGGGCGUCCGAUGCGAGCGUCACCGUCAUCGCCUCGGCGCUCUCCUACGUCUAUCUUUGGCUUAGCGCGAUGCCCAUUGCGAGGAUGGAGGGGAUUGGCCAUGACGUGGUUUCGGGAGUUCUCUACACGGUAUGCCUCCUGGCCAACCUCACGCUCGUGCGCACGCGUGCGCCUUUGCAUGAAAAGAUGCGACUAAUUCUAAAUAAGUGGUCUUUGAAGCCCCUUCGCCACGAAUUCACGUCGGCGUCUCCUCUGAAGCUCUCCCACUUGCGUCGCCAAAACACCCUUAUCUGUAAGACUUACAAGCAACGGCUGCUCAUGUUCCCUUAUCUCCUGGCGUGGUGUGUCGUGCUGACGACACCCGCAACCGAUGAGGAGACGCUCCGUCUGUCGGACAACCAGGGCUAUAAGCAGUGGAGAGGGGACGUUUGUCGGCUUCUCGAUCUCGUAUGCGUCCUGCUCCUGACGCCCUUAUUUAGUGGAGCAAAGCGGGUCGAGGAUACCCUCCUGGGUGUACCCUCCUCCACUGCGAAUGACGGCGACUCCACCAGUGCGGAGGCUGGGGCGCUCGGAUUCGAAGUGGUCGCCCUCACCCGUGUAACGUCGCCUCAGCCGAUGAUGCAGCUCGCGAGUGGCGCCGCGGCGGUGUUUGGCCUCCUCCUGCGAGGGUCCACUCUUUCCCUGGUGAAAGGGUGGCUUGAGACCGUCGAGCGGAAGACGCAGGUAAUGAUAUAUAACUUUGUGCAGCUUUACAUCUCACCCGUACUCAUCCAUGAAAACUUUCUCACGGUGCUGAGCCACAGUCCAGACGGAUCGAGCACCUUUACCAUUGGGGAAAACUACUCCGUUUCUGUGAGGACAGCUCAAAGAACCAUCGAUCUCAGCUACGCCAUCGAGGAUGCAUGUAUAUCGGUGCGCAUUCGCUUUCCGUCUUCUUAUCCGCUACGGCAGCCCGCUGUGGAAUUCACCAGUGGCCGAGAGUGCGGCAUAUCGAUGGAAAAGCGGCGAAGGUGGAUGCUAAAGAUGACGUCGUUGCUUUUCAGCGAGCUGACGAACCUUUGGGAUUGUAUGGAGCUCUUCCGGGAGAACGUCGAGGCCCACCUUGGUGGGCAGGAGCCUUGCCCGAUUUGCUACGCCGUCGUGAGUGCCGUCAAUCACAAGCUGCCGGACCUGCAGUGCUCGGUCUGCCGGAAUAUGUCCUUUCACUCUAGUUGUCUCUACAAGUGGUGGGCGAGCGGGGGGCAGACGGUUUGCCCGCUUUGCCGCUCGCCGUGGAUAUCAGAAUGA